AUGGCGUCGAAUGUUCCGAAGUUUGCGAGCUUCCGGCCAAAGCCCAAGGCAGCUCCAGAGCCGUCCAAGGAAGGUCAACAACGUGAGAAAGUUGGAAGAUCAUCGAAAGAGAAGGCUUCAAGUAGGAGGACAUCUCCUUCGCCAGAUAAAAGUACCCGUGAGCAAGAGUCAAACAAAAACAGGCCCUACUUCAGCGACCGAAGAGGCGAUCCCGACGUUUUGCGAUAUGGAACGAUGAACCGUUAUGACAUCCCACCUUACCGUCGAUUUGGUCAUGGCUUCAUCCUGGGACUCCCCAAAAAUCAGAAAAUUGACAGAGCAGAAUCUACGGACAGAAAGAUUGUUGUUACGCCAGCGACUCGUAGACGGCAGGAGCGACUGCUAACAGACAAGCGUGCAAACAAAUCGAGUGGGCGCGCUCUGCGGCUGGUAAAGACUGGACAAGAUGAUAGGAAUCUCGACCAAGAUUUUGUUCUGUUUUCAACAAAUAUCAAACGGAAACGCGACGACAGCGAAAAUGAAGACGAGGAAGUAGAAGCAGAGGCAGACUACCGAGGCAUUGAUGGGCCCAAAUCAAACGAGCCGGUGGACCCAGAUACACAAUAUGAGUCCGACCCUGAAGUUGUGGUUGACACCGAAGUGAUUCGCGAAAACUCCCAGCUUGCGCGACAUACAAAAGAAACCCCUGAAGACGUCCAGGGCUGGUUGGCACUGGUCAAACACCAAGAAGCCAUGCUAAAGCUCGAGCGGCCGUCUACUCAGUUGACUGUAUCCGACAAAGCACAUCUGGCCGAUAUUCGCAUCUCCACCUAUGAAGAGGCUUUGAAGAGGAUCGGCCCAGAUGAAAAAAGCCAGUUGAAGCUCUACCAGGGGCUGUUGAAAGAAGCAGAGAGGGCCUGGGAUGGCGCCAAGUUGGCCAGAAAAUGGAAGGACGUACUUGCGAAACACCCGCAAAGUAUGGAUUUGUGGAUGCUGUAUCUCGACUUUGUGCAGUCACGAUUCACAAGUUUCAAAUACGAAGAAUGUCGGGCUAUCUUCUUCAAAGGUGUAGAGUCUCUGCGUGCGACCAAGACCGGUAUAUCGCCGGAACAGAGCUUGCAUCUAUUGCUGCGUUUGACGUCCAUGGCCCACGAUGCAGGAUACCAGGAGGUCGGCCUCGCAGUUUGGCAAGCCUUGUUCGAACAUCACUUACUGCGAGCAGAAACAGGCUCCGAUCUAAAGGCAUUCGAGGAAUUUUGGGAAAGUGAAGUACCCCGAAUUGGUGAGCCUGAAGCAAAGGGCUGGAAACAUAGCAGUACGGACGACGCACCACCCCGAGGACCUCCAUCGUUGCGAGAUAGAGAAGCAGCAGACGCUGUCUUUGAAGAUUUCCGAAAGCGCGAAGUGGAGGCUACGUCGGUGUUACGAUAUCCUGGUCGUACAUCAGACGAUGUAGCGGAAGAUGACGCAUUCCAUACGAUCUUCUUCUCUGAUGUUGAGCCGUAUCUAACUUUUGUUACACCCGAAACACCAGCAACACUGAUCAUCGAGGCUUUCUUGUGCUUCUGUGGUUUACCACCGCUACCACACCGUAUCCCACAACAACGAACCUGGUGGUCUGAUCCAUUCUUGCAGCGCCAUUGGCACUCUACUUCGUCGGAUAUUGACGACUCCAUGGAGUUCAUAAAAUCCAUCAAGCGCUUCUCGAACUAUUCUGCUAAGAGCUUUCAGAUGACUACUGAACUCUUGUUCGAGCAAAGCUUCUCACUUGAUGGAAUCCGACUCGAUGCAGACUUCAUCAGGCGUCUACUUAAGCUCCUAGCUUCGGAUCCUGUGAGCGAGGAUAUCAUAGGAGAGUACCUACUAGCUUUCGAAUCGAAACAUUUCCCGUCAGAAGCAUUCAAGACAGCGAAGCGAUUGCUCAAAGCACGGCCGUCAAGUUUGCGUUUGUACAACGCUUACGGACUGGUUGAGUCGCGUCUGGGCAACUCGGCCAAAGCAGAUCAAGUGUUUAGUAUGGCACUAUCCAUGCAACAGGGAGACAACGUGCUCUCAACGCCGUGGAGUUUGGAGCUCUUCAACAACUGGGUAUGGGAAGCGCUCCGACGAGGAGAACACGAAGAGGCACUGUGGCGGCUCGUCUCACCAAAGGGCAACCUUCCAUCCGAAGAGUUCAGAAACUCAUGUCCUUGGGCCGAACCCGCACACCGAACACUCAGUCAAAUCACAGAACACGCACUACUAAACCACGACUACCCAACAGCAAUAAUAUGCACCUCCCUCAAUUCCCUCCUCAACUACCUCACCAACGGUCUCAGUCCCGCCCUCUACCCUUACGCCCACCUGUCAGACUAUUUCGGAUCCCACCGCCACCUCCACACCUCCCCUUUUGAAGAACUGCGCGCCCAAUCCCUCUCCGCCUUUCUCACACACCACGCCAUCCACGCGCCCAUCGUCAAACCAGCUUUGAUACGUACCAGCCUCGAACCACUUAUCGACGUCUUCCCCGCAAACACCAUCUUACUCUCUUUGUACGCUGCAAACGAAGUUCGUUUUGCCAUUGACGAUCGCGUCAGAAGGGUUCUGGACCAAAGCUUCCUGCAGCCCGACGAACGGAGUAUAGCUGGCUGGGCCUUUGCUAUACAUUACGAGACGCUAAAAGGCGAGAUGGCAGGCUCGACGAGCCACUCUCAACAGCAACGACACGCAAACAAGAAACCACGUCGGGACGGUAAAAAGAGCAAAUGGGAGAUGAGGAUUGAGGAAGCGGAACAACGGGUCAAGGAGACUUUUUAUGCUGGGUUGAGGAAUUUGCCAUGGUGUAAGGAGUUUGUCAUGUUUGCGUUUACAGAUGCUGGGGAUGUGUUUGGGGAGGAGGAGAAGGGGAGCUUGUAUAGGGUUAUGCAGGAGAAGGAACUUAGGCUUUAUGUUGAGCUGGAUGUAUGA
This is a messenger RNA of Alternaria atra, 2925 nucleotides long. RefSeq lists its product as uncharacterized. Gene Ontology annotation, biological process: negative regulation of RNA catabolic process; regulatory ncRNA-mediated post-transcriptional gene silencing. The record is from RefSeq and is a predicted model, not a curated record. The coding region runs from base 1 to 2925 and encodes 974 amino acids. The transcript has 2 exons. Lineage: Eukaryota; Fungi; Ascomycota; Dothideomycetes; Pleosporales; Pleosporaceae. Gene Ontology annotation, molecular function: protein binding. Gene Ontology annotation, cellular component: catalytic step 2 spliceosome.